GAUAUAAUAAGGAGAAAUAAAAGAACUUCUUUUGUUAGCUAUGCAGAUGUUGAUAUCAGAUAUGAAUUAUAAUUCGAAUAAAUGUCAUGAAAUCUUCCAUUUAAUAAAUGGAAACUAUUUUAAACUAUUCAUAGGAAUAGUUUAAAAAAUAUUACUUUUUAGUCGGAUAAACUAGUAGUAAUUACAUUAUUACGAUUAUAACUUAUUAUGUUAGUAAUAUAUGUAGUAUAUACAAUUAUUUAAAUUUACUCACAGGAAUCCAAAGAAAUUACAAUUCCUAAUAUGACGCUUAUAGGAGACGAUUGAAUAAUGUCACAAGUCGUAAUACUUAUUUAAUGCAUCAUUUUUUAGUAAGACGCAAACCAUGCUACUUGAUUAUUAGAGAACAGGCUAUUUCUUCUGAAUCAUCGAGUGAUCUGACAGACGAGCUGCAAAUUCAUACUCUUCUAGCAAUCUAUUGAACGACCGUACAUUUGCGUAACGAGUUAGAUAAAACUUUUGAACUACCUGAUAUUUUCAAAUCGAUCGCAUAAAUGACGAAUGUGCGCGUCGAAGGAAGUACAAAAUGUACCUUGAAGAAAUCGCAUGAGAUGUCGUAUUAAGUAUCGUUUGUUAGAAGCAAUAUUCUGUCACGAUAUACGAGGCAUUGACCUCACAAUACAUCGCUGAUCGAAAGAGAAAAGAUCGCGAUGACAGAACAAUUGACUAUAUAUCGUCAAUAUGCGUCUUUUAUAAAACGUAUACUUUUCUACGCCGGUUUAUGGCCUGCAGAAAAUAAGGAAAGCUCAUAUUUCUAUCGACAUAUACCUAUUUUGAUUAUAUUAUCUGGAAUUUUUAUGUCUUUUGGUACAUUGAGAUUUUGUCUAGAAAAUCUUGAUAAUAUCAAAGUAUUAACGAAAGGACUCAGUCCUUUAGGAAGUUUUCUUCUAGUAGCCGUGAAGGCACUAAUGUUCUUUUUAUAUCAAGAACAAUUACGCGAACUGAAUUUGAAUCUCGAAUUAAUGUUCGAAGAAAUACUUGAAAAAGUAUAUUAUCAACCUGUCAUAUUUUCAUUACUCAAUCUCUUUAAACGUCCUGCAUAUAUUUUUUACUAUUUGAUAAUAAUGACAAUAAUUUUGCUCACGUGUACACCUUUUCUAUUGAUCUGUUAUCAAGUUAUCGAGAACAUAAAUCCCAAACAUUACAUCCUUCCUUAUCCUACCAUUUUUCCAUGGAUCGAUGGUAGUCUCGGUAUACGAUAUCAAGUACAGUUUCUCUUCGAAAUCCAAAUGGGUUGGUUCAUCGUGUUUGUGACCAGUGGAGUUGAUUCAGCCUAUGGAUUUUAUAUAUUUCAAAUGAUCGGAAUACUACGUGUAAUGUCUUUGGAAUGUGAGAAGCUUGGAAAAUCGUCUAAAGAGCACGAUAUUAUUUUACGUAACUGCAUAAGAAGGCAGAUCUUACUUUUACGUUGUCGCGAUAUAAUUCAAAGUAUUUAUGGACCAGUAGUAUUGAACUUGAUGUUGACUAGUGUUGUUAUCCUAUGCGCGCUGAUAUUUCAGUUGUUACAGACAGAGAUAACUCUAGGUAAAGCUGUUGUGGCUCUUCUUUAUGGGAUUGUGAAAAUGACGCAAGCAUUUUCGUAUUCUUGGUAUGGAAGUAUUCUAACUACCGAGAGUGAAGCGUUUAGGCGUAGUGUUUAUUGUAGCGAAUGGUACCAGAAUGGAAACAUCGAACUCAUGAAAGGUGUUCUUCUUACGUUGAUACAAAAACCGAUUGUGCUAUCAGCAUGUCACUUCUUUUAUAUCUCGUUAGAUCUUUUCGUUAAGAUAUUGAAUACAUCCUUGUCAUAUUACUUUUUGUUGCAAACUUUUGAUGAAGCUAAUGAUAAACAAAAUCUUAAUAAUAUCAAAGUAUUAACGAAAGGACUCAGUCCUUUAGGAAGCUUUCUCCUAGUAGCCGUGAAGGCACUGAUGUUCUUUUUAUAUCGAGAGCAAUUACGCGAACUGAAUUUGAAUCUCGAAUCAAUGUUCGAAGAAAUGCUUGAAAAAGCACAUUAUCGACCUGUCGUAUUGUCGUUGCUAAAUCUUUUUAAACGUCCUGCAUAUAUUGUUUACUAUUUAACGAUGUUUGUAAUACUACUGUAUAUAUUUAGACCACUUUUAUUGAUCGUCUAUCAAAUUAUCAAGAACAUCAGUCCCAAACAUUACGUUCUUCCCUAUCCUGCUACUUUUUCAUGGAUCGAUGGAACUCCGAAUAUAGUUUAUCAAGCACAGUUUCUUUUCGAAAUUAUAUUCGGUUGGUUCGUGGUGUCAGUGACCAGCGGCGUUGAUACGAUUUACGGAUUUUACAUAUUUCAAAUGAGUGGAAUUCUUCGUGCCAUGUGUUUCGAAUGCGAGAAACUUGGAAAAUCGUCUAAGGAACUCGAUGUCAUUUUACGUAACUGCAUUAAAAGGCAGAUCUUACUUUUACGUUGUCGUGAUAUCAUUCAGAACGUUUAUGGACCAGUCGUGUUGUGCUUGAUACUGAGCAGUGUUAUUGUCCUAUGUGCAUUGAUAUUUCAAAUGUUUCAGACAGAGAUAAGUAUAGGUAAAACUGUUCUGUUUCUUAUUUAUGGGAUAAUGAAAAUGACCCAAGCAUUUAUGUAUUCUUGGUAUGGAAGUAUUCUUGCUGUGGAGAGUGAAGCAUUCCGACGCAGUGUUUAUUGCUGCGGAUGGUACCAAGAUGGAGACAUUGAACGGAUGAAAGAUGUUCUUUUUAUGUUGGUACAGAAACCGAUUGUACUGACAGCAUGUCAACUCUUUUCUAUUUCAUUGGAUCUUUUUGUUAAGAUACUUAAUACGUCCUUGUCAUAUUACUUUUUGUUGCAAACAUUCGAUGAGAAUAAUGAUGAAAGUUAA
Molecule: messenger RNA, 2876 nt
Organism: Vespula pensylvanica (western yellowjacket)
Lineage: Eukaryota; Metazoa; Arthropoda; Insecta; Hymenoptera; Vespidae
Exons: 10
Coding region: 690-2876 (728 amino acids)
Biological process (GO): detection of chemical stimulus involved in sensory perception of smell; sensory perception of smell
Cellular component (GO): plasma membrane
Molecular function (GO): olfactory receptor activity; odorant binding
Source: RefSeq, a predicted model, not a curated record